AAGGCAUGGGCUGAUCCGCUUGAGCUCAAUGGUACCACCUUCACCUUCUCUAGUACCAUCGCUUUCUCCUCUCCCAUCAAACAACGUUGUGUUCAACAGCGUAACUCCGUUGUACCACCAAGCACUGAACAUUGGCAAACCGCAACAAUGACGACCUACAUCCCAUCCAUCACGCUGCCAGCGAUGGUCUUCCAGAACCCCGCAGCGUCAAUCCUCCUCCCAAUCGCCCUGGGAACAGCUGUAGGAUUCUCCGUCCAGCCAAAAGAAACCCAAAAAACCUACAUGGCACUCAAGCAACCCCCUUACCGCCCACCCCCUCAAGUCUUCGGCCCCGCUUGGACCGUUCUCUACGGCUUGAUGGGCUACGCCGCCUACCGCGCCCACUCAACAGGAAUGAACCCCCUUUCCUCCGCCAACCAACUCGUGCUCUUCAAGCAAGGCGCGACCCUCUACUCCGUGCAACUAGGCCUCAACCUCCUCUGGAUGCCGCUCUUCUUCGUCGCCAAGCGGCCCAUCGAAGCCACCGUUGACAUCGUUGCCUUGACUGCUACGACAGGGUAUUUGACUUAUAUCUGGGGGCAAGUUGAUCCCGUCGCUGGCUGGGCUCUCGUCCCAUACCUCGGAUGGUUGGGCUUCGCGACGUAUCUCAGUGCCGGAGUUGGGUACUUGAAUGGUUGGAAUAUUGCGGAUAAGGAGGUUGACGCUAGUCCCGCGGGCAAGGGGACCAAGUAUGUUGAUGAGAAGGAGUAGAUUGUUUUUGAUUGUACGAGAAUUGGGAAGGGAGUGAACCAAGCUGGUGGGGAUAUUGGGGGGAAGUGGAUCGGUGCUCGGAAUGGGAAUUCGGAAUUGGGAAUGUGGGUGAUUGACGGGGUUUGCGUUCGGCCUGUUCCGG
Messenger RNA from Hyaloscypha bicolor E, 892 nucleotides. Its product is annotated as TspO/MBR-related protein. The coding region runs from base 148 to 750 and encodes 200 amino acids. The record is from RefSeq and is a predicted model, not a curated record. NCBI's taxonomy places the organism in Eukaryota, Fungi, Ascomycota, Leotiomycetes, Helotiales, Hyaloscyphaceae. Gene Ontology annotation, cellular component: mitochondrial outer membrane. The transcript is spliced from 4 exons.